AUGGCGGUGUCCUCGCCUUCGUCCCCAGCGCUCGAGAGGAUGAUGGGCAGCAAGUCCAGGUGGCGCCGCGGCAACAGAAAGGUGAUCAAGCGCUACAUCGGCGAGGCGCGGGCGGCGCUGGAGGCGGCGGCGGCGCAAGGAGGAUGUGACGGGGGCGACGAGUCGGCGGCGGAGGCGGCGCUCGGCCUGGUGGCGGCCGCGCUGGAGGUGUCGCCGCGCAUGGAGGCCGCGCUGGAGCUCCGGGCGCGCGCGCUCCUCGCGCUGCGGCGCUACCGCGACGUCGCCGAGAUGCUCCGCGACUACAUACCCAGCUGCGGCAAGGCGAGCGCCGGCGGCGACGACAGCACCGCCUCCUCCGUCUCGUCCUGCUCGUCCGGGUCCGGGGACCUUGCCUGCGCCUCCCGCGCCGGGCUCCUUUCCCCGUGCCGCGACAUCUCCGUCUCGGGCGCCGCCGGAGGAGCCUCCCGUUUCCUCUGCUGCUUCGACGUCUCUGAGAUAAAGCGCCGCGUCGUCGCCGGGAUUUCCAGGAGCUCCGAUACCGAAACCCAGUGGAGGUACUUGGUCCUGGGUCAAGCAUGCUUCCAUCUCGGUUUAAUGGAGGACGCCGUGGUGCUUCUCCAAACGGGCCGCCGCCUCGCCUCGGCGGCGUUCCGCCGCGAGAGCGUGUGCUGGUCGGAGGACAGCUUCUCCCCGCCCAGCUCGACGGCCAAUGUGGUAUCCAUGCCGGCGGGCAGAAGGGCGUCGUCGGGGAUGCCGCCGCCGAGCGAGGCGGACUCGCUGUCGCAGCUCCUGGCGCACGUGAAGCUCCUGCUCCGGCGCCGCGCCGCCGCCAUGGCCGCGCUCGACGCCGGCCUCCCGGCCGAGGCCGUGCGCCACUUCUCCAAGGUGCUCGACGCGCGCCGCGGCGGCGUGCUCCCGCACUCCUUCGCCACGGCCUGCCUCGUGGGCCGCGCCGCGUCGUUCCGCGCGUCCGGACGCCCCGCAGACGCCAUCGCCGACUGCAACCGCGCGCUGGCGCUCGACCCGGCGUUCAUCCCGGCGCUGCGCGCGCGCGCCGACGUGCUCGAGUCCAUCGGCGCGAUCCCGGACAGCCUCCGGGACCUGGACCACCUGAAGCUCCUCUACGACGCGGCGCUGCGCGACGGGAAGCUGCCGGGCCCGAGCUGGCGGCCGCAGGGCGGCGUCCGCCAGGGCGAGAUCGCGGGCGCGCACCGCGAGCUCGUGGCACGCAUCCAGCAGCUCCGCGGCCGCGUGGCCGCCGGCGACGGGUGCGGCGUGGACUACUACGCGCUCCUCGGCCUGCCGCGCGGCUGCACGCGGACGGAGCUGGUGCGCGCGCACCUCCUGCUCACGCUGAAGCUGAAGCCGGACCGGUCGGCGUCGUUCGCGGAGCGGCUGGAGCUGGUGGACGAGCACCGCGACCUGGAGUCGGUGCGCGACCAGGCGCGCAUGUCGGCGCUGUUCCUGUACAGGAUGCUGCAGAAGGGUUACUCGCAUGUCAUGUCCGCCGUGCUGGAUGAGGAGGCCGCGCAGAGGCAGAGGGCAAGAGAAGACGCCGCUGCAUUGGCAGCUGCCAUGGCGGCCGCCGCAGCGCCGGCGCCCAAGCAAGAAGAAGAAGCAUUGACCGUGCCGGAGGGUACUAAGUCAGAUAAUGCCCGUCCCGCAAACGUUGGCAACGUUCUGGUCGCGAAGCUGGAAGUGAUCGCACCACCAUCGCCGCCGACGCCGAGGCUCACGGCGGCGACCGUGGCGGCAACAAUGAGCCCAAUGUUCCAAGGCGCGUUCUGCCGCGACAUGGCGGUGGUCGGGACGCUGCUCUCGCGCGGCGGGUUCGACCUGCCGCCAAUGGCCGUGAAGUGCGAGGCGAUGAGCUGCUGAUCGACGACCGACCAGCCAAUUCGCCGGAGACGGCGGCAUUGCAGGUGGCGGGAAAACGGAUGAGAGAAUUCGAAGAGGAGCUAGCUUGCUCGAUUGGUGAAACGACCCGCUGGCCGCCGUCUGUAGCACCAGUCCUAGUGUACAGUUUGAGAAGAGUCGCUAUCGAUUGAGAGAAGAAAAUCAAGUACUGAAAUUUUGGUUUCGUCUUAUUUGGAUCGUGUCCUUUGUGAGCUUGCCAUAGUGAUGUU
This is a messenger RNA of Lolium rigidum, 2126 nucleotides long. RefSeq lists its product as uncharacterized. The record is from RefSeq and is a predicted model, not a curated record. Lineage: Eukaryota; Viridiplantae; Streptophyta; Magnoliopsida; Poales; Poaceae. Bases 1 to 1878 code for a protein of 625 amino acids. The transcript is spliced from 3 exons. Gene Ontology annotation, molecular function: protein binding.